UCUCCGAUAACUGUAGUAGAAAAUGAAUUCCGUCAGUUUUCAAACACAGCUGGCCUCCAUCAUGGAGGUACUGGCUAAUGCGGCAGUAGCAGAAAUUUGCGAACUUGUAGAUGAUGGCUAUGCGGUUUUACAUUUGGAAAUAUCUCGAAGACAGAAAGAGAAUGAAGCUCUGAAGAGGAAAUUACAAAUGAUGGAAUUGAGGAUAUCGAGACAGGGUGUGGAGAAAGCACGGGUUCAAGUUCGCAAUGAAUUAAAAGGAUCCGUGCACGAGAAGCCUCCGUUUCCAGCCGAAGACAGUGUCAGCAAACAGUUGGACAGCAGUCAGUGGAGAGAUGGAGGUCCCGCAGCGGAGCGUGAGGAAGAGGCUUCAGUUAAAUCUGACGAGUCUGCGGAAGUAGAAGGAGUUAGGCCUGAGUCAGUGCCUAUUAAAAUAGAGAAGCUUGAAGAGGACUUGGAGAACAGUGACCUGCAGGGAGGACUGAAGAUCAGAGAAGAGAAAGCUGUAGAGUCAAGUACUGGUGAUGGUGAAAGGGCUCCUGUUGUGGACACGCAGACUACACCUGCUAUAGACACAGAUGAGCUCAAUGAACAACACAGCACCAGCCACAGUGUUUGGGAAGACAGUGGACUGGACACUGUCUUUAAGGCAGAACCGGAGAAUGAGACUGCAAACCAGACACUUCAGCAAAGGGGAUCUGAACUUGGCAUGGGAAAUCGGAACAGUCAGGGCCACGACCACGCCAUAUACGAGAGGACACUUCAACUGGACACAUUCUAUACAAGAGGGGUUACUGGAAAAGAGACCGAGGACCCAACCUGCUCGUAUGCGGCCACCACAGACUCUGGGAGCUUUCGGGGUCACGGAGAGCUUCCUCCAGUCUUUUCUGCUGAGAAAAGAAAGAUGGCUUCUGUAUGGAACAAGGAGAUGAUAUCAGGAGCUGUUCCGGCACAGCGUAGACAUUACAGAGGAGACAGGCGGAGGGAACAGUUGCCAUUGGAGAAUGUUGUGUUUCCCUCAGAGACCCACGUGUCUUUGCAAUCAAAUGUGGGGUCCAAGUCUAGUGCUGCUGACGCAAACAGAUGGGGCCCCUGCGAUGACAGUUUCACCAAAUCCAAAAGCGUCAAGCCCCCCUACAGAGUUGGCACAAGAAGGAAGCUGUUCAUUUGCACGUACUGCGGGAAGAGCUUGGCUUGUCUGAAAAAUCUGAAAACGCACCUGAGAGUUCACACGGGCGAAAAACCGUUCAGCUGCAUGCAGUGCGGAAAGCGUUUUGCCGACUCCAGCAACCUUAAGAGGCACCAGAGUGUUCACACGGGCGAGAGAAAAUACGGCUGCACGCACUGCGGAAAGAGGUUCGCCCAGUCUGGCUCCCUCAAAGUUCAUCAGAGCGUACACACAGGACAGAGACAGUACAGCUGCACACAGUGUGGGAAGACAUUUAUUUCGUCAAGUCACCUAAAGAGGCAUGUGAGCGUUCACAUUGGAGAAAACUUUUAGCCAACACAUUUUGAGGGAAGAAAACACCCAAUUGUUGAUAUUGACUUGAUAAUGUCAUACUGUUUACUUUACAGACUUGACAAAUAUAUUUUGUACAUCUCAAGCGUCUGUGAAAUUAAGUUAUUCCUGCCAGAACAAAUGCACAACCUGCAAUAUAAUUAGAGAUUUUUUUCUG
Messenger RNA from Megalops cyprinoides (Indo-Pacific tarpon), 1673 nucleotides. Its product is annotated as zinc finger protein 658B-like. The record is from RefSeq and is a predicted model, not a curated record. Gene Ontology annotation, molecular function: RNA polymerase II cis-regulatory region sequence-specific DNA binding; DNA-binding transcription factor activity, RNA polymerase II-specific. Bases 23 to 1498 code for a protein of 491 amino acids. Gene Ontology annotation, biological process: regulation of transcription by RNA polymerase II. The transcript has 4 exons. Gene Ontology annotation, cellular component: transcription regulator complex; PcG protein complex. NCBI's taxonomy places the organism in Eukaryota, Metazoa, Chordata, Actinopteri, Elopiformes, Megalopidae.